Molecule: messenger RNA, 1448 nt
Organism: Medicago truncatula (barrel medic)
Lineage: Eukaryota; Viridiplantae; Streptophyta; Magnoliopsida; Fabales; Fabaceae
Product: malate dehydrogenase, glyoxysomal
Exons: 9
Coding region: 143-1219 (358 amino acids)
Biological process (GO): malate metabolic process; tricarboxylic acid cycle
Cellular component (GO): chloroplast; cytoplasm
Molecular function (GO): L-malate dehydrogenase (NAD+) activity
Source: RefSeq, a predicted model, not a curated record
UCCCAAUUCGAAACAUAACACACAUUACACCGAUCAAAAUUUUCUCCACACGCUAACCUUCUUACACAGAGAUCAACAACAACAACAACCAAAAAUUGUAUAUAUACAUUGAAAUCAAUAAGUUAAUAUUGAUCACUAAAUUAUGGAGCCAAAUUCAUAUGCAAAUUCACGAAUCACAAGAAUCGCCAGCCACCUCAAUCCUCCCAAUCUCAAGAUGAAUGAACAUGGUGGUUCUUCUUUGACCAAUGUUCAUUGCCGUGCCAAAGGUGGAUCACCAGGAUUCAAAGUUGCGAUUUUGGGUGCUGCAGGGGGAAUAGGACAACCUCUUUCUAUGUUGAUGAAGAUCAAUCCAUUGGUUUCUGUUCUUCAUCUUUAUGAUGUUGUUAAUACUCCUGGUGUUACUUCUGAUAUCAGUCACAUGGAUACUUCUGCUGUUGUUCGAGGAUUUUUGGGGCAAAAUCAGCUUGAGGAUGCACUAACAGGUAUGGAUUUGGUAAUCAUUCCUGCUGGUGUUCCCCGUAAACCUGGAAUGACAAGAGAUGAUCUCUUCAAUAUUAAUGCUGGGAUCGUUAAGACGCUUUGUGAAGCAAUUGCAAAGCAAUGUCCUAAGGCGAUUGUAAACUUGAUAAGCAAUCCAGUUAACUCCACUGUUCCUAUUGCGGCUGAGGUUUUCAAAAGAGCUGGUACUUAUGAUCCCAAGAGACUGUUGGGAGUGACAAUGCUUGACGUGGUUAGGGCCAAUACGUUUGUGGCUGAAGUUAUGGGUCUUGAUCCAAGGGAUGUGGAUGUUCCUGUUGUCGGGGGACAUGCCGGAAUCACGAUUUUACCUCUUCUUUCUCAGGUUAAACCUCCUUCCUCUUUCACCCCAAAGGAAAUUGAGUACUUGACAGAUCGCAUACAAAACGGGGGAACAGAAGUUGUUGAGGCCAAAGCUGGAGCUGGAUCUGCAACACUAUCAAUGGCAUACGCUGCUGUUAAGUUUGCAGAUGCGUGUCUUCGUGCAUUGAAAGGAGAGGCUGAUAUUGUUCAAUGUGCAUACGUUGAUUCGCAGGUAACUGAAUUGCCAUUCUUUGCAUCAAAAGUACGACUUGGCCGUAACGGAGUUGAGGAAUUUCUUCCUCUUGGUCCCCUAAGUGAUUAUGAGAGGGCAAGUUUGGAAAAGGCUAAGAAAGAGUUAGCAACAAGCGUGGAGAAGGGAGUUUCUUUCAUCAGAAAAUAAGUUGAUGUCACAUCCUGAAAAUAAGUGGUGGGAUUGAGCCCUGUCAGUUGUGAGAUCAAAAUUUACAAAUAAGUUAUGUGGUUGACGAAUCAAUAAUAUAUCAUCAAAUACCGAACCCGCACUAGAAAAGUGAAAUAGUUAUUCAUUUUCAUUACAAUAAUAAAAGUGUUUAUUUCAUUUAAUUUUGUAUCUAUAGAUUCUAUAUAUCUUCAUUUUUUUUCCCUGGCAA